Molecule: messenger RNA, 8226 nt
Organism: Astyanax mexicanus (Mexican tetra)
Lineage: Eukaryota; Metazoa; Chordata; Actinopteri; Characiformes; Acestrorhamphidae
Gene: mazb
Product: MYC-associated zinc finger protein b (purine-binding transcription factor)
Exons: 7
Coding region: 756-2141 (461 amino acids)
Cellular component (GO): nucleus
Source: RefSeq, a predicted model, not a curated record
GAAAGAGGAAUUAAAAAAGAAAAGGAAGAAAGAAACACACGGGGAGGGAGGGAGCGGAGAGAGGGAGAGGGAGGAAAGGGAGAAGGGAGAGGGGGCGAGAGAGAGAGCAAGAGAGAGAGAGCGAUAAAAAAAGAAAGAUGACAUCGAGCGAGUGGAGGCGCCGAGGCGGCCGGGCUCAGGCUGUGUCUGCCUCGGCCACGGCGUGAACUCAACACCGAGGCUUCGACUAAACAAGCGCAGCCGCGGCCUGUUAGUUAGCUAGUUGGUGGGAGGGAGGAAAGGAGGGAGAGAAGGAGGGGGGAGAGACACUAAAAGCAACAGAGAUUUAGCUAUUUAUUAUUAAGCGUUAUUUUAACCUUAUUUUAACCUAGCUAAAACCAAGCUUAUUCCACUGUCUGAAAGACUACAGCAACAACAACAGCAGCAGCAGUAGAGCCUCUUUAACGCCGUGUUUAUUUUCUUCUAAUGCAUGAUGUAAACGUAGAAAUGACAGUAUUCUAUGAAGCAUAUUAAAACUGAAUGCUGCGAGUUUGGGAUCUGUAGUUAAGUAGUUUGUCAGGGAAUAAAAAGCUCAUCUCAUUGAGUUGCACUGGUCUGUGAAAGUCGCGUUAAGAUUAUCAUCCUCAUUAGCAGCUGGAGAAGCAUUCGGGUUAGAGAGAGAUUCUGCUUCUAAAGCUAUACAGGGGGAUGAGGAGAAGCAGCUGAGGAGAAAACCUCACAAUCUACAGUUUUAUCCUCCUUCACUUCUGAACAAAAUGGAUGCUUCUUGGAGCAACUUUCUCUUCCAGACCACGGGUGCUCAGACCCAGGUGGAUGGCAGCCUCCAGGCCGAGCUCAUGCCCCAGAGUCCGGCCCCCGAGCACAUGGCACCACCCCCAUCCACAGUGGACACAGCGGCACUUAACGAGGACCCUGAACCUGUGAAGCCACCACCCCGCCCUGCCCGUGUGGCACACAUUUGUGCCAUCUGCAGCAAACAGUUCAAAAACAGCUACAACCUGCGGCGCCACCAGUCCGUCCACACCGGCAUCCGCAUGAAAAGCGGCUCCUCUCAGAACCAGGAGGGCGGCGCUAAAGAAGUGGUGGAGCGGCCCACCGUUCCUCUUUCCCUCCUUCAGCUGACGAUGCCCGAGCCCCAGGCCCCCAGCCUGACGCCUCAGGACAUGCUUCCCACCCAAAUGCCCCAGCAGCCCCUGGUCGCACAGGACACGAACGAGUCGGUCAUGGUCAGCGUGGCCUCCACUGUUACAGCCCUUCCUCCCGCUGCAAUAGUAGUCAUGGCAACGCCAGAGCCUGUACAGGUUCAGCCGAGGCCGCCGAACCCGAACCCUGUGAGAAAGAACCACGCGUGUGAGACAUGCGGAAAAGCCUUCAGAGAUGUUUAUCAUCUGAACCGGCACCGGCUCUCUCACUCAGACGAGAAGCCCUUCUCCUGCCCCAUCUGCCAGCAGCGCUUCAAGAGGAAAGACCGCAUGAGCCACCACGUCCGCUCCCACCAGGGCGGGGUGGAGAAGCCCUACAUCUGCCCCCAUUGCUCCAAGGCCUUCUCUCGCCCUGACCAUCUCAACAGCCAUGUCCGACAGGUCCAUUCUUCAGAACGACCUUUUAAAUGCCCGACGUGCGAGUCGAGUUUUGCCACGAAAGACCGCCUGCGUGCUCAUAUGAUACGACAUGAGGAGAAGGUGCCGUGUCACAUAUGUGGCAAACUGCUGUCUGCCGCAUACAUCACUGAUCAUAUGAGAGUGCACAACCAGUCACAGCAUCACGCCUGCCACCUGUGUAACCGAAGCUUCACCACGCUGACCUACCUGCGCAUCCACGCUCAGAAGCACCACGGUCAGGAGUGGAAGGAAAGCAGUGGUGGAUUUGGCUCAGCCGGAGCCGGAGGAGUUCUGGUCUGCCAACUUUGUGGUGUCCACUGCAAAACCCCCACGCAGCUGCAGGGCCACAUGGGCACCCAUAACCCCCCAAUGAACGACCCAGCGCCGGUGAGCAGCAGCUCGGACGGAGUGGCAGCGGCGGCCGGCACAGUGACCCUGAGCAGCAUGACUUCUGCGCCCACCGUCUUCGUCAGUGGCAACGCAGUGGUGGACCUGCUGGUCACCGACUGCUCCUGCAUCGCCCAGCAGCCGCAGAGCUAGUAACUGCAGCUUACACAAACACACACACACUGCCCGGUAAAAGAUUUGGGACAUUUAGCAGUCUAGAAUGUUUUUCUUUUCACUUUUAUUUUCAGAUAAGUGAGAAAAAACAGCCUGCAGUGUUGCUGUAUCAUAAAAACUGACCUGAAAUUGCCCUAGCAGUUUUGGAAACAAAAAAAAAUGAGACUUUAAUGUAGUGUAUAUUAACAUUGUGAAAGUUAAAAAAUGUAAAGUUUACAUGCUAGUUUACAAAGUUCAGGUCCAUACUUACAAAAAAGCAGAUUAACCCCACCCAUUCCAACUCUUACGUGUCCACUAGCACUUAAGCCUUGAUGCAUCCUUUUAAUUUUAACAGAGAGAGCCGCUGCAUGCCAGUGGCUAUUGAUCGCAGCCCCACCCUCUGAAAAAGUGAAAAAGUUCAGCAGAGCUCAACUUUAUUCAAAUGAGCAGGCUGCGACUUCACACACAUACAAGCCUCACACACACACACACACACACACACAACAGCCGCCUUUCAACCACAGAAGAGAAGCAAAAAAUGACGUAAAAUGAAUUUAUAGAACUAUAGAUUACAAUGCGAUUGAUUAAAAAUCUUAAAUAUUAAACUUAUGAUUUCCUACAUCUGUUGCUUCAUUUAAAUUCAAAACCGUCAUGGACUCACCCACACGGAGAACCCAGAGAUUCGGCACAUUGAAAUGCGUUGAAGAAAAGUGCUAGUGGACACUUACCAUUAGCCUACAGCAGUUUAGUAGAGAGGAUCGAGUGAUGUUUUUUUUAGAGGUCCAUUACUAUUUCAGUCUUGUUGCACGUCUGUGUGAACAAUACAAAAUACAGGGCAGCCAAUCAGAACUAAGUAGUAUUAAAGGCACAAUUAAAAAAGAAGAAAAAAAAGAACACUGUGCUUUUUUUGUAAUGCAAAAAUAGAGACUGGGCUGUUUUUUUAUUUGAUUUUUUUGAUAGUGUAUGUCUUUACAUAAAAAUAAUGUCUGUUUGCCAGCGAGUCGCUGAAAAAAAGUCUCAGGAUAGCAUUAGGGUUAAUGCAAAAGUCAGCCUGGACAGAGGGGCCGGCUUAAUAAUUGUAAAACUGCUUUUAUUUAUUCACACAAAGAAAAACAUUUCCCAAACAUGGGCCUGUCAUACUGCAUGUGUUUUAUCUGCUGCCCCUGCUUCCAAAACUAAUGUACACCAGACCUUCUGAAACUGAGAAAUCUCCCACAAUCCAUACUUGCAGCCUGAUUGCGUGAAGAGCUGCACGCUAGGCAUGCCACGGUCCACAGCCUUGCAUUAGCCUGAUGACCCAAAGUGGGGACACUAAAGGGGUUUAGAGAGCAAGCGCGCUGGAGCACACGCAGAACUGUUGGCAUGGCAGUACGGCUCAUUUUUGCAUUCUGAUAAAGAAAACUCUUUAUUUGUAUGAAAGAAAAUAUUUUGGGAAACUAAGUUCUCUCAGUCUUUUGAUGGGCAGUGUACACAGUCACACACAUCUACACGCACUAAGCUAGCGAAGUGUGCAUCAUGCACAUACCUUACUGAUACCUAGAACAUGUUUAUAAGAAUGCUAUAUGCUAUAACCCUCCAAUAGAAAACCACACUACUAGAGCAAAUACUGUGAACAGAGCCAUCAUACAAUUAGCUGAGCAGCACUCGUACAGAAACUCAGCAGCUACUGUAGCAAAUAAGUCACCUCAGUAAGACAUGCACGAUGCGUGCAGAAACGCUACACACGUCUCUCCAUGGCAGACGUGCGGCUGGCGGACGUUCAACGGACUGUCUCAGAUUUGCCAAGGUGAGACUGCUGAGAGGUCAGCAGGAGUAGAGUAAUGACGGACACUGUGUCUCAAAUCGAAUACUUCUAUAGUGCAGUGGCAUGUUGGUACCAGAAGAUGCGUGCUAGAACUGCAGUCAAAAGAUGCGUAGAAUGUUGUAGUCUAUACUCAUGUAGAGUAGAACAGGUGGAACCAUCAGAGGAACCUCCAGUUUAAAUUUUCAGAUGCGAGUUGGACAUGUUCGUCCUUCCAUACAGUGAUAUUAGUUUUUUUGGGGGGGCUGGCUCGAAUCAUUUUAACCCUCAAGUAAUCAUUCUUUACUCUGAGAUUUAUUUAUUUUGUCUCAAAGCAGCGUUAUGCUAGAUUUUGUCCUUUUUUUUUUUUUUUUUUUUUUUUUUUUACUUCAAUCAAUUUUUUACUCCACUGCAGUAAAUACAAAUCCCCUGAUGAGCUCUCUCUCAUGGACAGCUGUACACAUACGUUUGUACUGGGAAAGAAGCAUGUGGACUGAGGCGUUAGAAAUAUUGUACAGGAUUUUACACUAAUAUGACUGAGCAGUUUUUGUGAGAGAUCUUGUUCAGCUCCACCGAAGUUUUGUAGUGCUGUAGUGGCGUAAACUUAUAUAUAUGCUGUACCCAUACUGUCUCUUAGCAUCACAUCAUUUAAUAUUUAAUAUUAUCAAAGCUAAUUUCAGUUCAUUUGCACCAUUGCACAUCUCUUUACUGUUAGUUCAUCCCUGCCCUCUACUGGAUUUAAAUUGAGCUUCGAUAACCAAGAUACUUAAAGUUAUGGUUUAAUGGUUAAAUUUGUAAAAUGCUCUUCGGGCCAGCUCUAGUAUUUGCAGUAUUAUGCUGCAAAAUGCUGUAACAACCAUGCAUCUAGCUAACUUGAUUUAGCUCUGUGAGGUUCUCUGAUAUAUCCAUUACCUGGAAAUCAUUACUGCUCCAGUUGAGAUUAUACUAAUUUACUGCGGUCUGGGCUUUGGACAGUAAAGGACACAGUGUGUAGAUUAGGAAUCUAGUUCGUCUUGCCCGAUUUGAGACACAGGGAGAACAGAAGGCUUUGAGAUGGACGUUAGAGCAGAUGGAGACUAAUGAUUUCAGUACCAAGUAGGAAAAACAAAUGCCACAUCGCACUGUUGCACUGGCUGGUUCUCUCUCUCUUUUCUUUCAGAAUCUUUCUUUGCUUUUCUUGCUGCAGGACUCUUUAACGAUACUGUGAUUGUGACUCUCUACUGUAGUGUUUCUGCUCUUUGACUGAGUGACGACAGUUUGCUUGACCUUCCAGAUCACACCCUCAUCCCAUUCACCCCCUUUGCUGGAGAUGCACUCUGAUUUUCUCUAUUCUACACAACUUACCACUUAUCAACUUAUCUAGAAUAAAUUAAAUUGCACACAAGCUGUUUGGGCAGACUUUUGUCUGGUAAGCAACCAGAACAGGAGAAAGACAGGUCUGUCUUUUAGCAUAUUAAAAAAAAACUAACCAAGCUGAAACUUAGUCAAACAGAUUCCUAAAAGUAGAUAAAGAAGACCCAUUUAAACAAAUGAGACAAAUAUAUUAUACUUGGCCAUUUAUUCAUUGAGUAAAAUGAUUAAAUUUUACAUAUUUGUGAGUUGCGAAAGUAUGUUUAUCUGGUGUGAGCCCUCUUUGCAGCAAUAACUGUGACUAAACAUUUCUGGUAUUUUCUUCUCUAGAAAUUCACUUCUGAGCUGUUCGAAAAGGCUAUUUGGGGUUAAAUCAGGCUAAAAUACUGUAGACAAUGUCCGGCCUAAACUACAAAGAAGCAAAAAAAAUAUUUUAAAAAAUAGAGGAGAUUAAAAAAAUUAAUCAUUAUUAUCACCCAGACUGGGAAGAAUUACAGUGAAACAUUAAUACGGAUAAAUUAGAGCUCUAAAGAGCUUUUAUGAAUGUUACAAUCACCUGCAGGUGGGUCUGAAAAGGCGCAUAUAGGAAAUAUUUAUAACACAUUUACAAAAAAGGUAACUGUUUACAGUAAUGUCAGAUUUUGCUUAUUAUAAAUAGUAUUAUUUAUGGCUGUAUUAAAUGCAUUAAUUGCAUCUGUUUAGAGUUUAAACUUGUCACUGUCACAAAAUUUAUCUGUGAAUUAGCUGUUACUAAUAUCGAACACAGUAGGGUGUUUGAUAUUAUUGGUCCUGUAAUUUAGUUUGGGUGCAUCUCUGGUGAAAGACAGGGUGUAAACCAGGGUGUUGCGGGAAGGCAACAGGGAAGGAGCAAAGAUUUUCUCAAUAAAUCAAUCACUUUCCUCCAGAAAUGAAAUUCCCCCCAAACACACACACACUCAAGGGAGCUCAAGGGAAUGCUUGCCUGAGCGGUGCUUUGGGGAUGUGUGUGUACCGAAGUGUGUAUUAUGUAAUGUGGACAGAUAGGGGAACUGUCUAGAAUGCUAUGCCAGAAACAUGCUUCACGCAAGUCCACAAACGCCAGCAGCAGGACAGUAGAGUAUGGAUUGGAGAACCGGCUCAAAACGUGGUAAUGGUUAUCGAGUGAUUGCAUCAGUUGUUCUCAGCAACUCCCAAAUAGCCCAUUUUUUGAGAACCACCAGCUCAAAUAAAAAUAAAAAUCAUGAAAACUUGUAGUAAAUGUUAAUAUGUUAAAAUAUUAGAAUAAUCCUAACAGAAAGAGUGGCUGUUAGCCGACCAAACAGAUUUAGCAGCUAGUGUUCUCCUGCAAGCGUGUUGAGCUCCAGAGGUUUUAUGUUGAUUCUAGGUAGAUGUUGGGAAUCUGAGUAAUUCAGUAAAUAAAUACCUUAAUUAUCGAAGAGAUGAUGGAAAAUGUAAAAAUAAUUUAAUUUAUAGUUACAAGCAAAAAAUGUGGAAGUUUGUUUAGUCAUGUCCAAUUUAGCCUUUACAGAUUUAUGAUUAAUCUGUCUUCCAUUUUCAGGGUUUUUAAUCUGUUUUACACUUACUAUCCUACGUUUACCGAUUGUAAUUUUUUAAACGCCAAACAAUUGUAAAUUAUCGUUUAGCAAUAUUGAUAUUAGGUUUAGUUGCAUGUUGGUUAUUAACUGUUAUGUUUUUGAGCAGCCUGAUUAAAGAAGUCCACCAUUGUAAUUUUUUGCAUGGUGGAUGUUAAGAUUAGAAAAAAUGUCAAAAAUAUUACUUUAUAUUUUUAUGAUUCUCAAUAUUUAUAACAGUAUUAUGACGGACAAAAGAUCUUAUAGUGCAGGAUAUUAAAAACUGCUAAUAAAAACAGACAAACAUUUGAAUAAACUCAAAUUACAAUAGAUUUAAGAUGCAUAUUUUGGUUGUGGGUUUGUCCUGCUGAAUGCAGAUUGUUCUUGUAUUUGCUGCGUAGCUUGAAGCGUUUGUGUUCACACACUUGCGUAAAGUACGUUUCUGGCUUUGGUGGCUGGAUAAAGUAAACAGAGCAGGAAAUGAAUUCAGGAUUGUCUGACACCUUAAAGGCGUUCAGCAGGAUAUCUGUUCUCCUGUUAGAUUAGUUUAGUUUCCUCAGUGUUUUGCCAUUUUCACACUAACUUUUGAGUUGGUCCAGCAAGAUCUCACAUUAAGACUUUGGAAAGAAAUGUAACUAGAUAAACUAACUAGUUCUAUUUUUCUUUCCUUAAGCGAAAAAAAAUGCAUCUUUUUCUGCUUCCAAGAAGACAAAAAAAAUGACCUUUAGCCCGUGACUAUUUUCUCAUUGUUGUUUCUGUUGUGAAUGUGUGAAUCAAGUGUUUGAACGAAGGGCUUCGUCAAAUGAUCCUGACCUUAAAACCCAGAAAUGAGCGUCUGAUUUCUCCGUUCAGAUUUUAAAAAGUGAUAUUUGGGGGGAAAGAAAAAAAUUAAAUCCUGGUUUUGUACUGGAGUGAUUUGUUUGAUGAGUUUAAUGUUGGUACUGUAUAUUCUCUGCUUAUACACUAACUUAAUUUUUCUUAAUUGGAUCUUUUUGUUCUUAUUUAGAACCACAUUUGUUUUGGAAUCAUCUUUAGGUUGUAUUUGUUUUUAAAUUUAGCAUUAAGCUGAAAUAAUACCUCUUCGAUAGGAAUCAGUACAGUUCUGGCACUGCAUCUCAAUGCCUUAUUGUACCACUCUCCACAUUUUAAUUCGUAAAACACUUAAAAAAUAAACAGGUAUUUUAAAUAUUAGUCUUGGAUCCAGUAAAAGGAAAAAAAAUAUUAAUGGUAUGUAUUUAUAUUUAUAUUUUUAUAUUUCUCAACAGUAUGCAUGUCUAUAAGCAAUUGUUAGAGUAAAAAAUGUUGAUGCUUACCAUGAUCAUGGAUAUUAUGUUAUUAUUUUGUAGAUUAUGUAGAUCAUGUUAUUAUUUUGUAAUUUUGACUAUUAAAAAAAGAAGUAAUUAUA